Protopolystoma xenopodis is the source of this 828-nucleotide messenger RNA. The record is from the annotation of a GenBank genome assembly. Lineage: Eukaryota; Metazoa; Platyhelminthes; Monogenea; Polystomatidea; Polystomatidae.
UGUUUGCUUCCUGACCCCUUAGAUGAAGAUGCCCAAAGCAUUUUGGAGUCACACUGCUCAAGGAUUUGGGCCGCAGAAAAAAAGAAGAUAAAUGAAGGGGAUGAAAAGGGAGAUGAUGAAGAGGAAAAGAAAAGAAAUGAUAGAAAAGAGGAAAACAAUUCGAAAUUUUUCAAGCGUUCACCAGUGGCACCUAUACAGAAACUCCCACAUAUGCAAGCACUAACACACUUGACGACACCGACUCCCCAACUAUUUUCUUUGAACCGGCAGAACGUUCCGCCCUCUGAUCCUGCCCACCUCUCCUAUUCCAAUCAAAAUCAAACAGACGUACCCCACCAGUCAGCGCGAAUUUCCAACUCAAUUCGGCAUCGAGUAUUCACCACCGAAGACCAGCAGGGCUUGACAACCAUGCAGUACGUCCCAGAAAUGAUAGCCUCCUCACCUUGUGUCGGCAAGAUGAUGCCGAACCUUGUCACAACGUCGGCGGUGGCAGAUGAGCUAAGACCGCAUACGAAACGCAUGCCUCUAGAUAGCCUAAUACAUCCCCCUCCUCUUUCUACCACAUGUGCUGGUGCUUGCACAACAGAAGCAUCGCAGUGCUUCCUCCCGGCUGCAGUUAAAGAAUGCACAAGAGGUCCUGACGGGAACUUUCAGCCUGACUUUUGCAACUUUACUAUUCGGUCGACUGAUAGUAAUAUGGCAGUGACUUCUGCAUCAUGUAUGACUACUUCAGCUACGGCCUCCACACACUCAGAACAGCUGACCACCUAUUAUCGUCACCAAGUGCCCCAUCUCUCAAACAUAACGUUUAAGCAAAGAAGCUUGUAA